Molecule: messenger RNA, 2851 nt
Organism: Oncorhynchus gorbuscha (pink salmon)
Lineage: Eukaryota; Metazoa; Chordata; Actinopteri; Salmoniformes; Salmonidae
Product: zinc finger protein 7-like
Exons: 4
Coding region: 991-2481 (496 amino acids)
Biological process (GO): regulation of transcription by RNA polymerase II
Cellular component (GO): nucleus
Molecular function (GO): RNA polymerase II cis-regulatory region sequence-specific DNA binding; DNA-binding transcription factor activity
Source: RefSeq, a predicted model, not a curated record
GCUGGAUUGUGUUUCGGAGGACGCACAGCUCUCGACCUACGCCUCUCCUGAGUUGCAGUGAUGGGACAAGACUGUAACUACCAAUUGGAUACCACAAAAUUAGGGAGAAAAAGGGUCUGCAGUACGAGACGUAUGUGGCAGGGUCUACAGACAAUCACGGAUUACAAAGGGAAAACCAGCCUCGUCGCGGUCACCGACAUCUUGCUCCCAGACGAGCUAAACACCUGGUGGGGAUCAUAUUUCCGAAUUUCCUGAGUGACCUCUUAGGGUGAAAGAGGUUGAGGUGUCAAGGAUCUGGGCUGUACAGCAAAUCUCCUAUGUGGAGGCAGUGAAGAAAGUUGAAGGGGCAAGUUCUGAAGAAGAUAUUGCAGUGGAUGCACCUCAACCAGUUGCAAAUGUUAUACGUCAAUCUGGAUACAAAUAUUGUGAAUAAGGUGUAUUUUGUAGCAUUUAUAGCUACAGUUGUUAACUGCACAAGUGUCCAAGAAGCUGGACAUCAUUAUAUCUGUAGCCAAGAAGAUUUUGGUCCUCCAAGACUUAAUGGCAGAAGCACUGCAAGGACUACUGUCGCCAGGAAAUGUCCCGCCCUCACAGGAUCAUUCUGAGCUUGUGUAGCGACAUGGUUAGAACAGAAAAGCAGGCUGAUUUAGUUUAACAUUUCGUUUUUGAUAGUUUGUAUGGAAUUUUUUUAUAUGUAUUUUUUACACCACAUUUUUUGGGAGGUGACUUUAUUAUCCACGUGUACAGUAGGUGGCGGAAUGCACAUAUAAUUGUUGCAAACGCCAUUAUACCAAAGAAGAAGAAACAAGUGAAGUGACCAACAACCAUUUCCACGUUAUCGGUUUUUAUUUAGACAUUUAUUCACACCAUGGAACUCAAAGUAUGACAAAUUGAACAGCACAGUAUCACAUAUGUACCCCAGGUAGUCUUUCAUUCGCGUUAUAGUCAGGACAUUGUCUAGUUAACGCUAGCUGCUAACGUUAGCAAACAAUGGCUAACUGUAUGGUUUUUCACACUCAAAUAGCCUCCAUCAUGGAGGUUCUAGCGAAUGCAGCCGUGGCAGAGAUAUGUAAACUCGUAGACGACGACUAUGCAGUGUUUCGUUUGGAAAUAACUCAAAGCCAGAAAGAAAACAUGGUAUUGCGGAGGAAACUUCUGGAAUCGAAGGUGUCACGGGAGCGCGCAGAGAGGACAGUGCGGGAGCGCGUUCUCGCCAGUCGUCCCAGUAGUGUCAAGACCCUCGUCCGAUGCAGAGGAAUGGCAAGAGGUGAAGGGCAUCUCACUGGAGGCCACAGGAGCUUUCUGAAGCCAGCGGGACACAAUACAUGGAGAGAUGACCAACCAAUCACUGUUGAUGAGUGGAGUGGAACCUCAACCCAGCAAGUUAUUGUGAUAGAGUCUGCAGAGGCUGCAGGUCCUGGGGUCAAGCUGGAGAGGUCUGAAGGAGAGGAGGACCCAAAACACAGCAGAGACAUCCAGACUGGAUUGGCUGGAGUGCCCCCUGUAGCUACGGAGGACCCCCCCAACACCACUGUGCAGCCUAGGACCCAAUGCAGCAUAACGGAUUUCAAUGGAAUGCCAAAAGCCAUCCUCAAGUCAGAGACAGACACAAAAACUUUAACAGUGCUGGAGCGACUGGGCUGUCCUCCUGCUCCCCGUUCAAAGUAUUUACUUCACGGUAACCUGAGCCCGAGGACGGUUCUGUCCCAUCAGGACUCGAGUGAUGCAUUACACACUGGCAAUGAUCCAUCCUGUUCAUAUGUUACAGAGACAGAGAUGAUACCUGGUGACAUGCCUGUGGGCUUAGAUACACAGACUAAUCCAAUGAGAGGGGACUGGAACCGGUACAGUAGUAGUGUAUACUCUGAAGGGCACCUAGAUAAGAAAGGGGAGGGUCUGGUCAUAGAUGAGAUGACUGUGAAAGUGGAGGGCGAUGCUCCUCUGACAUGGAAUGCAGAUAAGACUCACUUAGGAGGCCAGCCGCAGGUUAACACUAGUGACUUCUUAGACUACAGGGAAAGCUUACAGGCCAAUCCAAAUGUUGCAACCCACUACCCUUUACACUCGCUCAGGGAUCGCGACCCUGUGUUCACAUCGAUGGCACCUUCCGAUUCACACGGACACGUCCUUUUCGAUCAGGUAUUGAACUCAAACGACAAGACUGGAGUCCAGGCUCAGGGAGGGGGAGCAACAUCAGGCGGUAGUAAAGAGAAAAGGUUCCUCUGCAUGUUCUGUAACAAAGGCUUCAGCUACCCCCAGAAGGUGGAGAUCCACCAGAGGAUCCACACAGGGGAAAAACCCUUCAGCUGUAACCAGUGUCACAUGCGCUUUGCUCAGGCCGGCACCCUGAAGAGACACCAGAGGGUCCACACAGGGGAGAAACCUUAUAGCUGUACCCAGUGUCAAAUGCGCUUCGCCCAGGCUUGCAACCUGAAGAUGCACUUGAAGGUCCAUAUGGGAGAAAGGUCUUCUGACGUUUAGAUCAAACCCUGCUUUAAAGACAAAGGUGCAUUGUCAUUGUUGUCAGCAGAAAAGAUCCACAGAUGUAUUUGGAAUAACGAGUAACAGAUUUCAGUGUUGAAUAUUCCUGGGUAGAAUAUUGCAUCCAGAAUUGUGUGAAAUAAUAAAGCAUAUUUAAGUCUAAAAUGUCUGUUACAUAUUGUGUUUGUACUGUGUAGGAUAUAUGAUGUUCACAAAUGCCUAUUUCAUUACUUCCACAUUUUUGAAUGAGAAAAAUAAUGCAGUUUAUCAAGUUCAUCCAGAUUUUUAGUUGAGGUGUGUGUAUGUGUGGUUUUCAUAUGGUGUAUUUAACACUUGUUUUUGUUUAAUAAACACAAAAUGGGACUUUUCA